Molecule: messenger RNA, 2328 nt
Organism: Symbiodinium sp. CCMP2592
Lineage: Eukaryota; Dinophyceae; Suessiales; Symbiodiniaceae
Source: the annotation of a GenBank genome assembly
AUGGCCACGCAGAUCAGGGCCGACAUACCGGGCGAGGGAGAGCCGCAGCUUCGAGACCUCGUGCUGGGCUCGCAAUUGGACUGGAGCUCCAGCGGAUGGCCGCUCAGAGAAGAGUCGACACAAGUCUCUCCCAAGAACGGCUUGCUGGAGCUUCAGCAUCCGAAGGAUGCCUACGAUGCACACUGCCGCGCGUACAUGCCCGAUGUCCUGUCUGCGUUGCGGUGUCACGUGGACGUGAGAGCUUCCGAUGGCCGCACCCUGAUCCUGAAAUAUUGCGCCAGUUAUUUGCCGAAGUUCUCCAGUUCGUUCGCGCAGGAGAUGCUCAACGAUCAAGCCACCGGAUUCGCCCUCGCGAGACGCAUCCUGGCGGACUAUCAUCCCCUGCAGCCGGAGAUGGUCCUCCAGCUGGCAGCGCAGCAGCUUCCGCAGUUUCUGAGCUCGGCAGUCGUGCGCAAGUUUUGCGUGCCGGUACCCUGGCGGCAGGACGCCCCCAAGUGGGUGCGGGACUACAUGGCUUGCGGGUGGCGCCGACGCAGCACCUCCCUGCUUCAGUAUCUGCGUCUAGCCGGCUCAAAUGGACAGAUAGCUCAGUGCUAUCGUCGGUAUCACAGCAUGAACAAGCUGGAAACGCCGCUGGUGGACUGGAUCCGGACCUGUCCGAAUCUGGGGAAAAUAGCCGUGGCCUGUACCAUGUAUUCCUAUGGCAACGAUGCCUAUUUCGGACAGUGGCUUCUCUUGCACGUGCCCUUCAAUGCAGUGGACGAUUUAUGGGACGAGCGAGCCGCCUCGCUGCCCCGCGAACUGCGCUAUCUCGGCCUGUGUCUCUUGCAUCGCCCAGAUUUUUGGAGGGAUCUUCGUAACCUCGCCGAGCAAAUGGAGUCGGAAGCUCGCACUUUCGUCUACAGCCAAAACGUGCUGGCGCUCGUGCGCGCGCGCAUCGAGCUCGUGGAUGCAUACCUGUCUGGUGAAUUGCAGCUGUCCACGGAUGCUAGGACUAAGCCGGAGGCCACGACCCAGAUAGACCGCGCCGACUUCGCGCCAGACCAGGGCUUUGCCUACAUGACGGUGAUGCGCAAAGUCAUGCAGGCACUGGAACAUCGAUGGCCCGAGGACGGCGACGAACGUUCCUGGGGUGCAUGGGUCACAGCGACGAGAGCAGCGGUCGUGGAGAGACCCACGGCCGUGCUCGGUCCGGCAGGAAGCGGAAAGAGCACUGCUGUCCAGGCUGCCAUUCGUGAGGCCGUGCGAGCGAGCGCUCGUGUCGGUGUGGCCUGUCCGACCGGGUUGCUUGCCACCCGCUACAAGGUCGAUAACCCGGAUUUGGACGUGGACACCGUGCACGGCAUGUUCGCGCUGCACAAGGCCGAGCAAAGCACGCUGGAAAUGAUGGUCGCCUACGACCUCGUCGUCAUAGACGAAAUCGGACAGGUGCCCCUCUGGAUCUUCGAACGCAUUCUGCGUCUUUGGGACGCGGCAGAUCGGCGACCUGCACUCGUGUUUGUUGGCGACUUCUGCCAGCUCCGGGGCCCGGAUGGCACCUUUGCGACGCAGAGCGCACGAUGGUCCGAGGUGACGGUGCUUCGUCUGCACUCCAUGCGUCGUUGCAAGUGUGCUUCGCUUCGAUGGAAGCUGGAACUGCUGCGGGGGCACACGCCUACCCAGCCUCAGUUGAGAAAAAUUCUGGCACGACAUCGUGCAUAUGCCUCCAAUGGCCCGCCGUCCGCGGAAGCCAUCCAGCAAGUUUUGGGCAAGAGGCCCUCCACGCAGUUCGUCACCAUCACUCGACGAGGUUCUGCACGCAUCAACGCCUUGGUCGUGAGAGUCCUCUUCCGAGAUCAAGAGCCACUUGGAGUGAUUGCGACCGAUCCCGAGGACAAUCCUGCCAACUUUCGUGGCACUGCCCGAGUCGGCGCGGAGCCCUUGAAGAUGCCAAUCUUCGAAGGAAUGCGAGUGACGCUUACCAAGAAUGAGGACAAGCAGCAGGGCUUCGUCAAUGGCAUGGGCGGGCGGAUUAGGCGUCUGCGCACCAGCGGUGUGGAGGUCGUCCUCGACAACGGCAACAUCACCCUGGUGCAUCCGACGACUCAAGACUACGAGCUGGCGACGGGAGACUUCUGCAGGACUACUGCCCUGCCAUUGCGCCCGGGCUACAGUACGACGCUCCACAAAAUUCAAGGUGCCACCCUGGGUCACAUCACCAUCUGGCUAGAUGUUCCCUUUGUACGAGGGGCUGCCUACGUGGCCUUGUCGAGGGUGCGGAAAGAUGCGGACUGGCAGUUCCUGGGCACCAUCUCCAGACGCGAAUGUCUGCCCGCGGAGUGUCCCUAG